Papaver somniferum (opium poppy) is the source of this 2586-nucleotide messenger RNA. Its product is annotated as subtilisin-like protease SBT1.4. The transcript has a single exon. NCBI's taxonomy places the organism in Eukaryota, Viridiplantae, Streptophyta, Magnoliopsida, Ranunculales, Papaveraceae. The record is from RefSeq and is a predicted model, not a curated record. Bases 99 to 2429 code for a protein of 776 amino acids. Gene Ontology annotation, molecular function: serine-type endopeptidase activity. Gene Ontology annotation, biological process: proteolysis.
CCAAAAACAAAAUUAUAAAAUUGAAAUCAAAUAUCAAGAAAAAUUAACUAUAUGUAGUAUGAAGAGGAAGAAGAAUCCUUGCAGAUGAACAACAAAAAAUGUCAAUUAUGAAAACUUCAUGGAUAUUUUUCCUUCUCAUCGUUAAUCUCUCUGUAUUGAUUAUACCAUCCAGUAGUACUACUUCUCAUGAAGAUGAACAAUCCGAGUCUACCUUCAUAGUUCUUGUUUCUAAAUCCGAUAAACCAUCGAUUUUUAAUUCUCAUCAUGAUUGGUACACUUCAACACUUCAAUCUCUUCCACCUUAUUCACCAUCAUCUCAUCAAAAUGGUAGUCGUCGCGAAACCAUUUACACUUACGACCAUGCUAUUCAUGGUUUCGCUGCUAGACUAACACCUUCUCAAGCUUCACAUCUCCGAACUCUUCCGGGUUUUAUCUCAGUCAUCCCUGAGCGUACUCACCAAUUCUACACCACUCGUACUCCACAGUUUCUUGGUCUAAAUGAUGGUUUUGGUCUUUGGCCGAAAUCAAAUUACGGCGAAGAUGUUAUUAUAGGUAUUCUCGAUACCGGAAUCUCGCCGGGACACAAAAGCUUUGAUGACUCGGGUUUAACUCCUGUACCAGCAAGAUGGAGAGGUACUUGUGAGGAUUUACCUGACUUUCCGGCGAAAUCUUGUAACCGGAAACUAAUUGGUGCUCGAUCUUUUUAUAGAGGAAUUGAAGCAAAAAUUGGUCAUGCUGUGGAUGCGGACGGUACAGAAACGAGAUCUCCGAGAGAUAAACUAGGACAUGGCACACAUUGUGCAUCAACUGCAGCUGGAUCUUCCGUUAAGAAUGCCGGGUUCGGUACAUAUGCUGUCGGGGAAGCUAAAGGAAUGGCAACUAGAGCUAGAGUUGCCGCUUACAAGGUUGGUUUCGGUGUUGCGCCUGGAUCUGUUGAUUCUGAUAUUCUAGCUGCCAUGGAUCAAGCUAUCGCAGAUGGAGUUAACGUGAUGUCGUUAUCAUUUGGUGUUACGGAUGAAACUUAUCAAUACUAUGAAAAUGUGAUAGCAAUUGGAUCUUUUCGUGCUCUGGAGAAAGGGAUUUUGGUUUCAUGUGCCACAGGAAAUGCAGGACCUGGCGCAACGACUGCUGCUAAUCUCGCGCCAUGGAUAGUGACCGUAGGAGCAUCUACAAUUGACAGAGAGUUCACAUCAGAAGUGAUAUUAGGCGAUGGUCAAGUACUUCCCGGUGCUCCAGUGUAUCCGGGCGACAUCCCAGUAAUCAACCAAGAAAUAAUUGUUUUCAGGGAUAACCUGGAUUGCUCAGGAGCAUUAGAUCCUGCACAGGUUUCCGGUAAAAUUGUUAUGUGUUUUGCGGAUGAUGCAUCAGAAGGGAAUACAGCGGCUCUAAUUCGAAACGCUGGUGGCAUUGGAAUGCUUUCAUUACAAAGAGGGGAAAUAGGUGGAUUUGUAUCCCUUAAACCUUAUCCGAUUCCAACAGCUCAAAUCAGUCUGGAAUCUGCCAAAAAGAUGAUAGCUUAUAUGGGAGAAACAUCAUCAGCCGGAGGAAUAUCCACCGCCACAUUAAAUUUCAAAGAAACUGUCGGUUCUUCGGUGCCAGCUCCUAAAGUUGCAGUCUUUUCUAGCCGCGGUCCUAACAGAAUAACUCCAGAGAUUCUCAAGCCAGAUAUCAUUGCACCGGGUGUAAAUAUACUGGCUGCUUGGCCUAGUGGAGGGUUUAAUAUGCAGUCCGGUACAUCCAUGGCAUGCCCUCACGUCAGCGGAUUGUCUGCGCUGCUUCGAAGUGCUUAUCCUAAUUGGUCUCCAUCUGCAAUUAAAUCUGCUCUAAUGACUACUGCUUAUGAUGUUGACAACUCGGGUAAAUACAUUACUGAUUCUGCUAAUGGAAAAUUGUCAACACCAUUCCAACAUGGGUCUGGACAUGUAGACCCGAACCGUGCUCUAAAUCCAGGUUUGGUGUACGACAUUGCUCCUAGUGGUUAUGAGGCAUUCCUUUGCUCAAUUGGGUACGAUGAUGCUAAGAUCUCAGUUUUUGUCACGGGUAGAACGGUGGAUUGCGGGGCAAUCGGGUUAUCUAGCCCUGGUGAUCUAAACUAUCCAUCAUUUUCUGUUGUUUUUAAAUCUGGAACCGAUACUGUCAAGUAUAAGAGAGUGGUUACGAAUGUUGGAACUUCUGCGACUGCAGUUUACAAACUUAAAGCUCGAUCUCGAACACCAUUAGUUAGAACCAGUGUUACCCCAACAGUGCUCGUGUUUGAUUCAAGCAAAACGAGCUUGUCAUAUGAAGUCACAUUCAAGUCGCUAAUAACAGGUUCUGUCGACACCACCAAAGAGGAAUUCGGUUCGAUUGAGUGGUCUGACGGAGUACAUGUUGUGAAGAGUCCCAUUGCGUUUAAAUGGGAUACUACAAGUUCAAUUUCAUCUAUUUGAUUUUAUAUCGGAGUUCUCAACGUAGUGUAAUCCAUAAUGUAACGAACGCGCAAUUCUCAUAUCUAGCAGUACAUUAUGAUUCCAAUACCACUAUAAAGUCCUAAACAGAUUUCUCAAUAAAAAUCAUAAUUAUUAAGGUUGAUAUAUUUUAUUUCCA